CAGCAGCACCGGAAAGCGUAGAAGAAGAAGGAGGCGGCUGUCAGUGUUUAUGUUUAGCACGGCGAGAAACGAGGUAAACGUGAUCAAAUAAGUGUCUGAGGAUGCCGCUACCUGUGCAGGUGUUCAACUUCCAGGGGUCUGUUGAGCCCAUGCAGAUUGAUGCGGACCCUCAGGAGGACCAGCAGAACGCUCCGGACGUAAACUACAUUGUGGAGAACCCAACGCUGGACCUGGAGCAGUAUGCCACCAGCUACAGCGGACUGAUGCGCAUCGAGAGGCUUCAGUUCAUCGCGGAGCACUGCCCUCAGCUCCGGGUGGAGGCCCUGAAGAUGGCCCUCACCUUCGUCCAGAGGACCUUCAACGUCGACGCCUACGAGGAGAUUCACCGUAAACUAACAGAGGCUACGCGGGAGGUCCAGGGUGUACCAGACACAGUUCCAGAGGGGGGCGUUGUUCCUCCCCCGCUGGACUCGGCGUGGGCAGAAUCCACCAGGAAGAAGGCUCUGCUGAAGCUGGAGAAGCUGGAUACAGACCUCAAGAACUACAAAGGAAACUCCAUCAAAGAGAGCAUCAGGAGGGGCCAUGAUGAUCUGGGGGACCACUACCUGGACUGUGGCGACCUCAGUAAUGCUCUCAAAUGCUAUUCCCGGGCCAGAGACUACUGCACCAGUGCCAAGCAUGUCAUCAACAUGUGUCUAAACGUCAUCAAGGUGAGCGUUUACCUCCAGAACUGGUCACAUGUCCUGAGUUACGUCAAUAAAGCCGAGUCCACUCCAGAAAUUGCAGAGCAACGAGGAGAGCGAGACAGCCAGAACCAGGCCGUCCUCACCAAGUUAAAGUGUGCUGCAGGUCUGGCGGAGUUGGCCUCCCGCAAAUACAAACCAGCUGCCAAGUGUUUCCUGCAGGCUUCCUUCGACCACUGCGACUGUCCCGAGCUGCUGUCUCCCAGUAACGUGGCCGUGUACGGAGGUCUGUGCGCUCUGGCCACGUUUGACCGGCAGGAGCUACAGAGGAACGUCAUCUCCAGCAGCUCCUUCAAGUUGUUCCUGGAGUUGGAACCACAGAUCCGUGACAUCAUCUUCAAGUUCUACGAGUCCAAGUACGCGUCGUGUUUGAAGCUGCUGGAUGAGAUGAAGGACAACCUGCUGCUGGACAUGUACCUGGCUCCUCACAUCAAGACUCUGUACAGCCAGAUCAGGAACAGAGCCCUCAUCCAGUAUUUCAGUCCGUACGUGUCUGCAGACAUGACCAAGAUGGCUCAGGCCUUCAACACCACGGUGGCGGCUCUGGAGGACGAGCUGACCCAGCUCAUCCUGGAGGGACUGGUCAACGCCCGGAUCGACUCCCACAGCAAAAUUCUGUACGCGAGGGACGUGGACCAGAGGAGCACCACGUUUGAGAAGUCCCUCCACAUGGGCAAGGAGUUCCAGAGGAGAGCCAAAGCCAUGAUCCUCCGAGCCGCCGUGCUGCGCAACCAGAUCCACGUCAAGUCUCCCCCCAGGGAGGGCAGCCAGGGCGAGCUGACUCCCGCCAACAGCCAGACCAGGAUGAGCACCAACAUGUGAAGAUGUCGGAGCGCCCCCUGCUGCUGAGGAGGAGGAGGAGGAACGUCUUCACCAGCUCACACACAUAAAACACACCUGGAUGAAAGCAUACACAUGAAGGUCUGCAUUGAUCUGGUAUCGGCUGAUCAGAGGGAGGAGCUUCUGUUCAGAUGUUUGAAUGACAGAGUUGUAUCUGACUUUGUUCUGUGGCCACAGAAACCGGGUUUUCAAAUAAAACACCAACAAACCGUG
This is a messenger RNA of Cololabis saira (Pacific saury), 1796 nucleotides long. RefSeq names its product G protein pathway suppressor 1 (gene gps1). Gene Ontology annotation, cellular component: COP9 signalosome. NCBI's taxonomy places the organism in Eukaryota, Metazoa, Chordata, Actinopteri, Beloniformes, Belonidae. The transcript has 14 exons. Bases 102 to 1565 code for a protein of 487 amino acids. The record is from RefSeq and is a predicted model, not a curated record.